Molecule: messenger RNA, 5379 nt
Organism: Westerdykella ornata
Lineage: Eukaryota; Fungi; Ascomycota; Dothideomycetes; Pleosporales; Sporormiaceae
Exons: 1
Coding region: 249-5069 (1606 amino acids)
Biological process (GO): negative regulation of TOR signaling; positive regulation of GTPase activity; regulation of small GTPase mediated signal transduction
Cellular component (GO): TSC1-TSC2 complex; cytoplasm; nucleus
Molecular function (GO): GTPase activator activity
Source: RefSeq, a predicted model, not a curated record
CUGUUCAAGACUUGCAACAACCCUCCUCCGCCUUUCCUUCUCCGUCUCCAUCGCAAACGAGCCCACUACCGUUUUUCCCUCUCACCGCAAUGGCUUUCUUCUACUAGCUGUUGCCCGCUUCGCCCGCUACUCCGAUCUGAUGGCGGAAUCGUCUUCCACUCUGCCCAUGCCACAGCCCUACCACCGCCGUCUUCCUCGUCACCGCGCCUGCUGCUCCAGGAGAUACCGUAGACGGCUAGGCGAGACAUAUGUCGUCGUCGGGAGAUGAUCCUCGCACGCCCGACCGUCGUACCUCGUCCUCGACUCUGUUCAACGCCUUCAGGAACUUGACGAGAGGCAGCUUCAGAAGCCCAACUCCACCACCUGCACUCUCCUCCACCACUGCUUUUCCCGCCCGCAAGUCGGUCCCCGGCGCCCUCUUACCCUCCGAUGCUGUUCAAAGCGCCCCCGCCGGCCCCACAGCUGGAGUCCCUGCCCAGGGCGGCCUCAAACCGGGCCAGGGGCCUCAGGGAGGCCCAAAGGAGCUGGAUCAUCUUGUUGCCCAGCUGCACUCUAGCCGUCCUUUGCAGCUGAGAAUAGCAGCGGUGGAGCAGAUUGUCAAGAUAUUAAAAGAGUAUCCUGUGCGCCAGGUCUUGGCGCUAUGGGCCCAGGCUAGCGAUCUGGUGCUGACUGAACAAGCGGGCGAGACAAGGGCGGCGGGUUACAAGCUGCUACGCGGGUGCGCGGCGCUGCCGGAUUUGUCUGUCGUGGAGCGCAAUGUUUUCUUCGCUGCUGCUUGUUUACGCCAGGGCACCAAAUAUCUCGACUCACGGCUAGACAUCAUCUCCACCCUCACCAAUGGCGGCCGUAAUAUCGAUGGUUGCGAGGCCCUCAUUGUCGCUUUUGUUCUGGAAUCACUCGAAGAUUGCUCCAAAGACAGCUUUGGCGUACCGCGCAAGGCGCAGGAUGGCAAAAAGAUUGCACAAGACUCCGCCGGGGAUGGCGACAAUAUGAGCAUGCUAUUCCAGUAUAUCAUUGACGUUUGCAGGUUCAAUUCGAAGUUGUUGAACGACAGUGACCUGUAUCAGCUGCUUAACAAGACCAUGGACAUCUGCGAGAGGACGUAUACGCAUGAAGAUAUCGCCAAUGCCAUCCGUCUUUUUGACACAAUCAUUGUCUAUGUUCACAUUCCUUUGAGCGCACUGAACCGCUGUCUGGAUGUCCUAUGCUCCAUCUAUUACAAGCUUGCCGACCUCCGGGAAAUCACGUGGAACGCGCUCUGCAAUCUCUUCAGGUCCCAUUUUGGGCAGGCUGCUGUUGCUGCACUUCUACGCACCGUGGCGAGUGGAUCAAACGUGAAGAUUCGUGACUCCACGCAUUUUCGAGGAGCAAUCCGGGUGUUGCAGAUUCUCCUACUUGAAGACCCGAGGAACGAUCUCCCGAAAGUUCCCUUGUCCCUUCUUAUUCCAGCGUUGAGGUCAACAAUAAAAGAACGCCAUGAGAAUCACGAAAAAGCAGUCAUUGGGUUGCUCCGUGCUUUACUGGAAGACGAAAGGAUCAGGCACACACUUUUGGACGAGGCCAAUUGGAUUGAUCUGAUUGAAAUCAUUCGCACAUGCGCCGGGCACGAAGGGACAACUGAAAGAGCAGUUGAGUCAGCAGUCUCUGCGGUUAGCGCAGGAGGAAUCGGCGCUUCCGUAACUCCGACAGGCGAAGUUGACAAUGAUACCAAACCAAACUCUGAAAUGACAACCGCUCCACCGAGGUCUGACAGCAUCACAAGGGACCCUGACGACGACCUCUAUAAUGUUCUCAGAAACCUACUUGGGCUCAGCCGCAAGAUGGAAUCAAUUCAAAGAGCUGAGAUCAUGCAGUUGCUAAUGCAACUGUCACGUCGCCUGGACGACUCUAUGGCGGAAGACGUGGUCCGCUUCUAUAUUGAGGAACGUUUGUUCUACCCAUCGAACGAGUCCUGGCUUGAGGCGUGUCGUACUCUCGUAUCUGGCAUUCUGACAGACCGGAGUAGGCCGCGCUCUCUUCGGAUCCUUUGCAUCCAUACCCUGCGGGACACGCACGGAGUAGUGGAGAGCAUCUGCCCGAGCGACACAGUAUUGCAAUGCGCGGCCCUUCUUUUAGACAACAUUGAAGCCGAAGAGGAUGGUGAGGUUCUCAAGGAGCUGGUGGAUUUUGCCGUCGAGGUGAUUGAGCAUGCUUCCGACGCCAGUUUUGGUGGUCCUGUCGAGGUCCUACGGAGACGUUUGGAGCAUCACAAAUAUAGGAUGCAAAAUUCGAAUACGGGUCCAAAUCCAGUCAUGGUUUCUUCUCCCUUCAAUCCUCGGCCUGUCGAGCAUCCUCUUGGUUCGCCCUGUAAUGUCAUCGCAACCGCUUUUGUCCGACUCUUCAUCCGUUGUGUCGUUAAAUCUGCUCGGAAAACUCAUGUUCUCUACGAGGAUCUACGCCACAUCGUUGGGUGUGAUUACUACGACAGUGACGCACGAUUGACCGCUCUCAAACUCCUCUUUCGUUUGCGCGCAGAGUCGGACCACGCCCUGCUCGUUAGCUCCUCGUCCGAAGGAGAGAGUAUAGCUGCUGUACUGUGCCGAACAGCUGAGACCGCACUUGCGGCUGAGAAGUCUGAGGACGCAAUACAAAGUGACGGUACGAAGUUUGAAGAAGUCUCGUGGAGGGAGCAGCGCAAGGUCUCCGGCAGCAGUCCCCAUUCUUCCUUGAACCGAAACAUCGGCCGGCAAGCAAAUGUCUCCGGGCGCGUUGCAAAGCCGGUGCCACCGUUGUGGAUGUAUCCGGGACCAAAGGGUCUUCCCGAGGAGCCUUCAUCCCGAGCGAGUCGGGUAGUCUUCUCCCAUGUCGACCCCGAGGAGUACCCCCUGCCUGAUGACAUUCUCGAUCUUGAAGUGACAUUAUGGCUGGAGCUGGUGAUAUCCCUGCUGCAAAAGGCUCCGGAUUGGGAAAUAUACAGUUAUGUUCUCGUCCAUCUUGGGCCACAGCUGUCCAACCAAGCUCUGGUGCGCAGCUGCGUGGCCCAGUUGAGAAUGUUACGGAACGUAGUCUGUGAGCAAAUUCGCAACUCCUCAUUUCACGAACCGCCCAGUUACACCCUGCUGAAAAAAGCGGAUGUGGCUGUGUGUCUCUUCCACAUCCUAACCGUGCUGCUCAGCUACCAUGACUACUUUGAGAAGAGUGAAGAGGACGAUGUCGUGAAAACUUUUCUCCAUGGCAUUGGCUCUUGGGACAGAACAUCCGUAUGGUGCAUCCAUGCCCUUACCGUCUGCUGCCACGAGAUUCCACUCUCCGUCUCCAAGUCCCUGGAUAACAUCAUACAGAAGAUGUCCCAGAUCAUUACAAAACCCUCAACCGCUAUCCACAUCCUAGAGUUCCUUACUUUUGUUGCACGCAUGCCAGAGCUGUACAAGAAUUUUCGUGAAGAAGAGUUCAAGAUGGUUUUUGGCGUCAGUUUCCGCUACAUACAGCAUGUACGGGACCAGCGUGACCGAGCCUCAAGUACGAGCACCUCACAGGGAACUCAACGGGCUCUGCGACACAGUGGCCCAUCGAGAGAUUUUACAUCCUCGCCUGACCGCCACACUCAAUCUAGAUCGAAAGCUGCUGCCGAUGAUCUGCCGCAGUACGUUUAUUCACUGGCAUACCAUGUUAUCACCUUCUGGUUCAUCAGUUUGAAGAUGGAAGACCGGCCCAAACAGAUACCAUGGAUUACUCAGAGGCUUCUAUACACGGACGCUUCAGGCAAGCAAGUUAUGGAGGAACAGGGCCACGUAAUAGUCGAUAUGAUGCACAAUCUGGCCUAUAACGACAGUGGCGAGACUGUACGCGACGACAAUUUCGCGAAGCCCAGUGACGGGGAAAUUUGGAGCAAGACUUGGAUCCUCGGCCAUAGCCUGAUCACCAUUGAAACGGCAUCUAGGACAGGCGUCUCCAUGAUUACCAGUCGAAGGCCUUGUGGCACGCGGUAUAUGUACACCCGCCCCGUGCUCGCUCCUCUACCUCGCCAUCAAGUUCCUCUCGUGCUUCAGCUCGAAUCGAAAGAUUUUCAUUCCACCUCAGAUGUGGCUAUUCUGCCUGACGACAUCUUCCAAACUUUCUUUGCGCCCCUCAACCUGACCGACCCGCCCAUACCACUGCCAGAUGACCCAAUGACGAAACGUUCUAUCGAAACUUUUGAUCGCAAUGCCACCGUGGAUGGCCAUAAGGUCGGGGUAAUAUACAUUGGCGAAGGGCAAAUGGGCCAAGCUUGUGAGCGGGCCAUCUUCCUCAACAAUAUCGGCUCCGCAGCAUAUACAUCCUUCUUGGACGAUCUAGGCACGCUGGUUCGUCUAAAGGGCGCUCAGUUCAAUACUGGAGGCCUCGACAGGAGUAACGAUAUGGACGGUGAAUUCACGUACUGCUGGAGAGACCGUGUUAUCGAGCUCGUCUUCCACAUCACGACUAUGAUGCCUAAGGCUUCUGAUAUCGACAUGACCUAUGCGAACAAAAAACGGCACGUAGGAAACGACUACGUGAACAUUAUCUUUAAUGACUCCGGCCUCCCUUACGACUACGAAACCUUUCCUUCACAGUUCAACUACGUUGCCAUCGUCAUCACGCCGGAGUCGCGGGCGUCGUUCGUUGACCGACGCCUUGAUUCUGACCCUGAAGGCAAAAGUCGCUACUACAAAGUCCAGGUGAUGUCGAAGCCUGGGUUUCCCGAUAUCUCCCCUGCUGUGGAGCCUAAAAUCCUCUGCGGAAAGCACCUUGCCGCCUAUUGCCGUCUUCUCGCCAUCAAUGCGAGUGUAUUCUCGCAGGUGUGGGCUAGACGUGACGGCGGUGAGUCUAUAUCUUCAUGGCGCAACCGGCUGCGAGAAAUUAAGCGGCUGCGCGAGCGAUAUGGUGCGGGCGAUCUGUCUCUUGUAUCUGGCCCAUUCAGCCCGACUUACGACCUUGGUGUCUCGAGUCCUCCACCAAGGGAAAACACCGCGUCGGCGCAGAGUUUCAAGCGUACCAGCGUCGCCACCUUCAUCAGUGAAGGUACAAAUCGCAGCAGCAUCACCAGUCCCUCACAUGACGCGUCUAACUGAGCAGCAAGUUUCGUUUUACCCUAUGAUUCAAAAGUAUAGCAUGUGUGCGGUACAUCGGAGUUUCCUAGAACAGGAAGGAUGAUACCCCUUGGCCGUUCUUACGUCUCUUUGCUUUGCUUUUUUUUUAUUUCUGACAAUGAUUGUCUCCAAAAAGUUAUUUACGCGUCGACUUCAGUCCGAAGAUCCCAUUGCUUCCUAUCCCCCCUCAGCUUCCGCCGGCGCAUUUCCUUCGUUUACAUAGUUAGACGAACGCGGUAUUCGGUCACAAGACCUAAAAAGCUACUUCCCAUUUUCUUCUGGACUAGGACUA